AUGGGGAAUGCGUCCAACACCUCAGGGUUCACCUCCACCCUAUCGGAGAGAGAAGACCUGAUUUUUGGCACUCUCUAUUUAAUCUUUGGCAUCAUGUCCCUGUCUGGGAACUCACUGCUGCUGCUGCUGGCCCAUCAGAAGAGGUCCCUGCUGAAACCUGCCGAGUUCUUCAUCGUCAACCUGGCCAUCAGUGACCUGAGCAUGACGGUGACGCUCUUCCCCUUGGCCACCUCCUCCUUCUUUGCACACAGGUGGCUCUUCGACCAGGCCGUGUGCACCCUCUACGCCUUCUGCGGGGUCCUGUUCGGGCUGUGCAGCCUGGCCAGCCUGACGGUGCUCAGCACGGUCUGCUGCCUGAAGGUCUGUUACCCGGCAUAUGGGAGCAGGUUCUCGCGGAGCCACGCCGCCGGGCUGCUGCUGGCCGUGUGGGCCUACGCCCUGGCCUUCGCCAGCGCGCCCCUGGCCCGGUGGGGCAGCUACGGGCCCGAGCCCUACGGCACGGCCUGCUGCAUCGCCUGGGAGGCCUCCGGCAGGGAGGCCGCGCUCUACAUCCUCGCCCUCCUCAUCUUCUGCUACCUGCUGCCCUGCCUGCUCAUCCUGCUGUCCUACGCGCUGAUCCUCUGGACGGUGUGGGCGUCGCGGAGAGCCGUGAGGCAGCACACGUCCCCCCGGCGCGGGGCCCGCGGCGCGCACGGCCUGCUGCUCAGGCUGAGCAUCGCCGUGUGCCUGGGGUUCCUGGCUGCCUGGACUCCCUACGCCGUGCUUGCGCUGUGGGCACUGCUCGGGGACGCCAGCCAGGUGCCAGCGCUGGCCUUCGUGCUCUCGGCCGUCUUUGCCAAGUCCUCGACGCUCUACAACCCGCUGGUGUACCUGCUCCUCGAGCCCAACUUCCACAGGUUCCUCUGCAAGGACGGGGUGUCCCUGCGCACCCUCCUGUGCUGCGGCUGCCGGGGCGCUGGCAGAAGCUGCAGCGACGCUUUUGGGUGUUUCAGUGACUGCCCCAGGUGCUACACACCCCCCCGCGGAGCCGCGGGGCAGCCGGGGCUGAGGAGGACGGUGCAGGUGAUGGUGCUGCUCACGCGGAGGUGGCCAGGCCUGGGCACUGCCAGCGUGGCGAGGCAGGCCCUGCCCAAGGACCUGCUCUGA
This is a messenger RNA of Vidua macroura (Pin-tailed whydah), 1146 nucleotides long. Its product is annotated as opsin-5-like. The record is from RefSeq and is a predicted model, not a curated record. Gene Ontology annotation, biological process: G protein-coupled receptor signaling pathway. Gene Ontology annotation, cellular component: membrane. The transcript has 5 exons. Gene Ontology annotation, molecular function: G protein-coupled receptor activity. NCBI's taxonomy places the organism in Eukaryota, Metazoa, Chordata, Aves, Passeriformes, Viduidae. The coding region runs from base 1 to 1146 and encodes 381 amino acids.